CCUACGUUACCGUUUAUAUACAACACGAGGAAUCGUAUCACUUCGUCUGUUGAACGCAAGUUUCGUUUAACACUUCUCCAGCAAGUCGCUCUAGCACGUUCUUUUCUGUGCGAGGUCCGCGCAUGUGACUCUGGACAAAAUGCACAACAGCGGUGUAGAAACAGCAGCUGGAGCACCGUCGUCUGGAUAUGUCUGCGAGGCUCGAGAUGGUGCUUUUGUGGCUGGAAAGGCAGUUCUAGGCGACUCCACAGAGUGCUUUGGUGAUACUGCUUGCGCCCCAGCUUUAGCGUGCUGCGCCGGCACCGCAGCACAGAAAAGCUGCUGUUCCGCAACUCUCCAGCCAGGAUGCAGCGGUUCUAUCAGCCACGCUUGUGCUCUGCCGUCAAGCAGCGUGAUGGCCGCUCCUUCAAAGCCACCCUCAAAGCCAGGAGCAGGUGGCUGUUGCUGCUGCGGUUGCGGCGAGGGUGUACCCUGCACCUGCGGCACGGUCACGCUGCGGCUGAGCGCGUACGAUCCAGCACUGAAUCCAGACGAGCUUUUUGAGCUAUGUCGCUGCGAUUGCAACGACUGCAAGUGCAACAGCUCAGAGCAGCUGACCAAGGCAGCUUCUCUUUCAGCGGGCGGUACGGAUUGGCAGUACCCGGCCUUCACCUUCAAGUACUCGCCGUACAGCUCAUCACCCUCUGCCGUACAACAACAGCACAACCACCAUUACGGCAGUCCUGCGGCGGCUGCACGAGAGGCGCUGGCGCGACGUCAGAGCCUGGCGCGGCAGCUGCUUGUGGAGGCUAAGGCGCUAGGGGUGGCGGGGGUGAAGGUGGACCAGCACCGGGGCGUGGUGGAGGUGUGGGCGCCGCUCGCCUCCUCCUCCGCCGCCACCUCGGCAGCAGCAGUCAAGGCCCUGCGCGCAGCCAUGGGCGCCCUGCUUGCGAAACUGGGGUUUGGGACACCAGCAGCGACCCAUGGGUCAGACCAGCAGCAACAACCCUCUCCGCUGGCGUCUCCGGGGCCCUCUCCAUCGCCCACGUCCGCCGCUGCUGCAGCCAGUCCGCAAACAUGGGGAGCGGCCGCAAGUGCUGUGGGUGUUAAGGCUCUGCAGGGAGCGCAAUCGGCUCUUCCCGACUCACCUCGCACUCCCCGCGACACUUCGGCUUCAGCUGCCGCCACCAUUACCAUUCCCACGUCCACCCCUCCGUCCCCCGAGCCCGCCGCUAUCGGCCCAUUCCCUGCUCCUUCCCAGUCGUCUGCCUCUGCCGUACCCUCGCAGCCAGGAGCGGGGGGUGCCGUACCUCCUCUCCAAGAUCAGUGGCCUCCGCUGCUACCUCCCAUCAUGCGUACGGCGGAUUUCACGGUUCGCGGCAUGACGUGUGCUGCGUGCGUUGCGGCGCUGGAGGGGCAGCUGAGGCGGCUGCCGGGGGUGGGGGCGGUGGCGGUGUCCCUCAUGACGGAGAGGGCGCAGGUGGAGUACGACCCCGCCGCUGUGGGCCUGGCGGACCUGCAGGACGCCAUCGAGGGCUGCGGCUUCGAGGCGGCGCUCGCAACGGAGGCGCAGGAACCGGGCGCGGCUCGGCUGGUGAUUCGCGGCAUGACGUGCGCCGCCUGCUCCGCUGCGGUGGAGGCGGCUCUGAGGGGCGUGGCGGGGGUGCGGGAGGCGUCCGUGAACCUCAUGGCUAACCAGGCACUCAUCAAAUAUGACCCGCGGGUCUUGGGUGGUCCUCGCGAGCUUGUGGAGGCGGUGGAGGAGGCGGGCUACGGAGCAGCGCUGUGGAAGGAGGGGGAGGACGACGCGGGGGGAGUGCUGCACGCUCACGAGGCAGCCAAGUGGCGGCGGCAGCUGCUGCUGUCGUGCUUCUUCUCCGUGCCGCUGCUGCUGCUGAGCAUGGCGGCAAUGCUGCCUCCCUUCAUGAUGCUAGAUCGCAGCUGGUUGCUGUUUGGUCGCGUGCCGGCGCUGUGGGUGGUGGAGCUGCUGCUGGCGGCGCCCGUGCAGUUCGUGUGCGGGGCCACGUUCUACCGCAGUGCCUUCGCCUCCCUGCGCCACGGCUCCCCCAACAUGUCGCUGCUGGUGGCGCUGGGCACCUCCGCCGCCUUCGGGUACUCGCUGGUGUCACUGGGGCUGGCAGCAGCGGGAGUGGGGGCAGCGGGGGGAGCAGGCGGUGCCGCUCCCGAGGGCGGGGUGUACUUUGAGACGAGUGCGCUCAUCAUCACCUUUGUGCUCAUGGGCAAGUGGCUGGAGUCGGGUGCCAAGGCGCGCACCGCCGACGUGGUGGGUUCGCUGCUGUCGCUGGCGCCGCGCACCGCCUCGCUGCUGCUGCUGGACCGGGGCAGUGGCAGGGUGCUGGCGGAGAGGGAGAUUCCAGUGGAGCUGAUUCAGGUUGGCGACGUGCUGCGUGUGCUGCCGGGCGCUGCCGUACCCGCUGACGGUGUCGUACUGGCGGGCCGGUCGGGAGUGGACGAGUCCAUGAUCACGGGUGAGAGCCUGCCUGUACGGAAGAUGGUUGGCGCGCAGCUGAUUGGCGGAACGGUCAACGGCGAGGGCGUGCUGCUGAUGCGGGCAACGGCGGUGGGCAGUGCGAGUGUGCUGGCGGGCAUUGCCAGGCUUGUGAGGGAGGCGCAGACCAGCAAGGCGCCCGUGCAGGCCGUUGCCGACUCCAUUGCCGCCUACUUUGUCCCCACCAUCAUCCUCAUCUCCCUCCUCGUCUUCUUCGCCUGGCUGGCAGCCGGUCUGGCGGGCCUCGUGCCGCCCUCCGCACUGCCCCCGGGCGUCACCCCGCCGCUGCUGGCGCUGCUGCAUGCGAUCAGUGUGGUGGUCAUUGCUUGUCCGUGCGGGCUGGGGCUGGCCACACCGACAGCGGUGAUGGUGGGGACGGGCGUGGCGGCGAGGCAGGGAAUCCUGAUCAAGGGAGGGGCCGCACUGGAACGCGCACACAAGGCCCGUGUCAUCGUCUUUGACAAGACCGGCACCCUCACUCGCGGAGACUGUGCCGUACGACAGAUGCUCCGACUUGACCUCGACGGCCGACCCGUCGCGACUGACGCCGUCGCUGCUGGGGGCAACGCCGCGCCGGCGAAGGGCGCUGCUGCUGUUGAUUAUGACGGCGCCGCUGCCGCUAACGGAGAAGACGGCGGCGAGGCCGGCGUCGCCGCGUGGCCCCGCCGCCAGCUGCUGUGUCUCCUGGCGGCGGUCGAGUCGUCCAGUGAGCACGUGUUGGCGAAGGCGAUUGUGUCGUACUGCGCGACGGAACUGCUGCCCGACGGAGGCGGAACCGGGGGCAGCGCCGCCGCCAGGGCCGCCGCGGCCGCCGUCGCCGGCAAGGACGUUCAAGUACGGGAGGUGGUUGCCGUACCGGGCCGCGGGGUGGCAUGCGUCGCGGAGCUGUCUGCCGACGCCGUUGCUGCCGUACACGCAGCAUUGGGUGAUGACGGCUCGCCGAGAGCGCUCAAUGCGGGUGGCCCCGCCGCACUGGCCAUCGCCAUUGGGAAUGCAACAUGGAUGGAGGAGCGGGGCUGUGCACUGGGGCCGGCGGCGGCGGCUGCCAUACGGCGACUUGAGCGGCGGGAGGGAUGUACGGUUGUUGCUGUUGCGGCGGGAGGACGUCCGAUUGCAUUGCUCGCGCUGCGGGACAGCAUUAAACCCGAGGCCCCCCGCGUGGUUUCGGCGCUUCACGGCAUGGGCCUGGAGGUCUGGAUGGCGACUGGAGACUCUAGGCGUGUCGCUUACGCGGUGGCCUCGGAGCUCGGUAUACCCCGCAGCCGUGUCGUAUCGGAGGCCACUCCCGCCACCAAACUGGAGCUCAUCCGGGACCUCAAGGCCGGCCGUACACCCGCUGCCGCUGCUGCCCUGGCAGCAGCCGCUGCCAACACGCCCGACAGCGACAGCGACGAAGACGAUGGUGACGUUGGGGAGGAGGAGGGUACGAAUGGCGGCACAGCAGAGGUCGACAGCACCCGAUACGCAGGCCGCAAGCAGCCGCCACCAGGCCUGCGAGCCCAUGUGGUGGUGGAUGUGGGGAAGGGGGGCGGCUUAGGGUCGGGAGGUGCGGCCGAGGAGGACGGCCUGCGCGCGCCCCUGCUGCCCCCAGCGGCUGCGGUGAAGCCGGCCUCGCCGACAUCCGUCCGAGACAGCGGCCGCCGGGGCUCCCGGUGGUCCUGGCCCUGGCUGCGAGCAGCGCCCACUGGCCCUACCGCCGCCGAUGCCGCUGUCGCCAAGCCGCGUGUGGUUGCGAUGGUGGGUGACGGCAUUAACGACUCCCCCGCGCUCAGUGAGGCGGAUGUGGGGGUGGCCAUUGGCGCGGGAACGGACAUUGCGGUAGAGGCGGCGAGUGUGGUGCUGAUGAGGAGCAACCUGGAGGAUGUGGUGGUGGCGCUGCACCUCUCGCGCACCACCUUCCGCCGCAUCCUGCUCAACUUCCUGUGGGCGUACGGCUACAACGCGGCUGCCGUACCGCUGGCUGCGGGCGUGCUGUGGCCGCUGACGCAUGCGCUGGUGCCGCCCUGGGUGGCGGGGGCGGCGAUGGCGGCCAGCAGCGUGAGCGUGGUGGCCUCCUCGCUGGCACUCAAGGCGUACCGGCGACCCCGGAUCUGAGUUUGACCUGAAAUUGCAUGUGGAAGGGGGCGAAGUGGAGAAGAUUAUAGCGGUAUGAUGCUGUGAUGUGUAGUGUCAUGGGGUGGGGGAUAUGUCGUAAAUAGGUGGUCGUGCCGAGGUGGCCCCAUGGCGGCUAUGCGGUAGCAUAAUGGAUGCGGUGGUGUUGUGUUAUCACUAUUGCUGAAGGCGUCAGGUUGGGGGCCCAGGCAUGAAGGAUUGUGAGGGUUGGGCGGAGUACUGGAAGGAAGGGUACAUAGUGUUGUUGGCGUGAAACUUGGUAAGGGAUGAAGGGGUGAGGUGCGCGAGAAGUGAUGCGUGCACUGGCUGCUGUUACCGCUGCUGCUGCUGCUGGGCACGUAUAGCAAAUUGCCUGAAAUGUGUGUUGUUGGGAUUGCAGCUUUGAAUCGUCAGGGGAAAUGCGUCGUUGCAGUUGUCUGGCUGCGUGUGGCCGUAACGGUUUGUGUGUGCAUACGAAGAACGUCUGACCCAUGGGUCAGCCAGGGUUGGCUUGAGAGGCUCACAUUGAUGCUCCUCGUUGUGGGGUCAUCUGUUUGUUUCGUUUGGAAGGAGGGGGAAACACAAAAGAUGCUUUCCUAGUUCGGUUGCUAUUGGGACUUUGAAGGGCUCUUUUGAAUUUUUGUUUGUUUGUCCGUGGGCUUGAAAUCCACGAGUUGGGUUUAUUCUGGAGCAUAUAAUUGGUUGGGUGAUGGUUUCUUCGUCUUCAAGUAUAAGCAUGUGUCGCUAGUUUAAGGGUAGGUAAGUGGGAGGUUAACCAAGGAAACCAGGGGCAAGGCAAACAUACAUUGGGGGAGGACGCAAUGGUGGGAGGUUUCCAAGUGGAAGGUGCCCGGUUGUGCACGCAUAUGACUCGAGCGCUAGCUGGUUUUCUCUAGGAACCAGAGAGGCUAUAUGGUGACGGGCGUGUAUGGGGAGGGGAUCGCAUAUCUUCGUAGGGACGUUUCCUGGUCGGGUUGCUUCCUGUGCUACCUGCUACGUUGUUGCGUGCCCUUGCGGCCUUGGGUUCUUCACCCUCAUGUUGUAAGGAGCGGAUUUUCAUAGUGAAGGUAAAGUGAGAGCGAUGAACGCUUUGAUCCACGAAGAGCAAGCGUCGGAUGCUCCAAUGGCCGUUUGGGUGUCGAGUAUGUGUACGGUAUGAGAAAAUCUGUUGUCUUUCGUUGGCGUUAUGCUUACACUUCUAACCAUUUGGUAUAGCCUUUCGACCGAAUUGCUUCCAUCGCGACCCAGGCUUGAGGCUUUCGCAUCUGCUGCGGCUCCUUACAAAUUACUAAGGACGUUAUAAUUACAUGCAAACAUCUUACUUGUAAUGGCAAUGGCUAAUUAUAGUUCACAACGCUGUGCAUGAAGACAGCGCACCGCCACGUAUGCGUGUCGCGUUUUGAUAAAUCGACUGCUUGCAUCUUGCGACGAAAAUCGCAAUCAUUUAAGCCAGGUUUUACUAGUUGGUUGCCCAUCACGGAGACUUUCAGUGUUUCGCUGGGUGGCCCCCAACGCCGGGAGCGCGCCGCCCAUGAAAGCAUGUUUAUAGCCAAGGGCAACGCAAGAAACACUAUGGCGUGGGCCCAGUCCUUGACGAUGUCGCCUCUUGCGAAAGCGGUGUUACUGGCUCAGGUCUUGUCGCUCCUGCUGUGCGUAAUGGGCACCACUUCGGGCCUGCUGGCGUCCCACGGUGUGGCACUUCCCACCAGUCAGGCCGUCCUUAACUACAUCCUACUGGCUUUGGCAUGUGGAGCACACCAUCUCUGGAAGAGAGGCCCCCGUCUGAGCAAUCCGCCGCUCACAUACCUGCUCCUAGCGGUGCUAGAUGUGGAAGCGAACACAUUGGUCACCAAGGCCUACCAAUACACCUCCGUCACCUCCGUCACGCUCCUUGACUGCUUCACCAUCCCCGCCGUCAUGGCCCUGUCCGCCGCCGCCCUGCGCGCCCGCUACCUGCCGCCGCACUACGCGGGGGCGCUGCUGUGCAUCGGCGGCCUGGCGGUGCUGGUGGCCACGGAUGGCGGCUCCGAAACCGGGGGGCCGGACCCCGUGCUGGGGGAUGCGCUGGUGCUGAUGGGUUCGGUGCUGUACGCGUGCAGCAACGUGGCCCAGGAGCGGCUGCUGCGGUGCGCCACCCCCACCUCGGAGCUGCUGGCGGCGCUGGGGGCCUGCGGGGCGCUGGUUGGGGGGCUGCAGGCUUUCAUCUUGGAGCGAGGCGCCUGGGCCGCAGCCGACUGGAGCGACCCAUGGGUCGUCGCCCUCCCCCUCGCCGGCUUCGCCCUGGCCCUCUUCACCUUUUCUCUGCUCCUCCCCCUCGUCCUGCUCUGGAGCGGCGCAACCGUCCUCAACCUCUCCCUGCUGACCAGCGAUCUGUGGGCUGCAGCUGCCCGGGUUGCCUUCUUCGGUGGUUUCGGAGGUACGGCGGGGUGGUUUGCGCUGUCGCUGGUGUGCGAGGCGGCUGGGUUGGUGCUGUACACCUGGGCCGGCAGGACACAUCCAGAGGAGCUUGGGGGCGGGAGUGGUGGUGGUUCAGCUGCGGGUUCUGGGGUCGUCAUGGAUCUGAACUUCCACCUGCCGACCAGCAGCAGUAGCAGUAGUGGGGAAAACAGCAGGAGCAGCAGGGGGCUAGAAGCAGCUGUUGGUGGUG
Astrephomene gubernaculifera is the source of this 7226-nucleotide messenger RNA. The record is from the annotation of a GenBank genome assembly. NCBI's taxonomy places the organism in Eukaryota, Viridiplantae, Chlorophyta, Chlorophyceae, Chlamydomonadales, Astrephomenaceae.